Messenger RNA from Schistosoma mattheei, 2824 nucleotides. The record is from the annotation of a GenBank genome assembly. Lineage: Eukaryota; Metazoa; Platyhelminthes; Trematoda; Strigeidida; Schistosomatidae.
AUGUCGUUUCAUACGAAAUCAAUAGAACGUAUCCUCAGCCCAGUUGCUCAACAGGUUUUAAAGCUAAUAUUGCUGUUUGAGGAUGCUGGAUCAGGUACAGAGAUUCCUGAUCUGGAAUUUCGCGUAAAUGUUGUAAAACUUGCAGUUGAGAACCUUAUAAAGGUUGGUCACCAAACAAUCGAGGCUAGUGAUGACCAGCUGCUACAGAGAGAUAUGCCGCCUUCACUCAAGCGUGUUGAAGAUGCAUCUUUUUAUCUUCAGGAUGCUGUCGUACUGUUGCAAAACGACCCGAACUCUUCAGAAGCACGAAGAAAACUGAUCGAAGGAUCUAGAGGUAUACUACAGGGAACAUCAUCUGUGCUUCUUACCUUUGAUAUGUCUGAAGUACGAAAAAUCAUCAGACACUGCAGACGAGUACUUAGUGUCCUAGCCACUGCGGAACAUGUUUCAAGUCUCACUGGUCUGGCUGAUUUUGUUAAGCGACUAACCCCUUGUAUGGCGGAUAUGAUUAAAGAAGUAGACAAUCGACAGGAAGAAUUGACUAUUCAGUCUCACUCUGCCCUGCUUCUCAGGGGUAUAGAACAAGUGAAACGUCUUACGCCUAUUUUAAUAUCGUCUUUGAAACUGCACGUAAAUACGCAUCAAAAUCAUCUACCUGGAGCUGCUGAAAGUCAAGCAAACCGAGACUUCUUGUUGUCUGAAAUGUCCAGUGAAAUACAUGAAAUUAUACGUGGCUUACAGCUUACCGAAACGGAUUCAUCAGAGUUAUUCGAUGAUGACUUAGCGGCUAUGCAUAUGAAUAAAGCAGCUUUUGAUAGCCGUCUACAGUUUGUCAGUGACUGGAUUUCUGAUUCGAAUUGUUCCGUUGCAAUGACAGCUGGUGAGAAAGCACUGAAUCAAGUUUUGAAUUCAGCAAGAAAUUUAGCCAAUUUAAAUCAAACAAGUUCAAAUAGUAAAGCAAUAAUCCAUUUAUGCGAUGAAUUAAACGAUUAUGCACAGUCACUUAUUCACUUACGAAGAAGUGGUCAUGGUAAUGGAUCAGAAGCAAGUCAUAUUGCCAAUACACUUAGUACAAAAUUAAAUCAAUUAUCUAGAUUAUGUAAAGAUUUAUCAUUACGUGAUCAUAAUGGUGGCGGCGUUGGUGAUCAACAGCAUAACACAUGUAAUCCAUUAUUUCGUUUGGCUAGAACACUUGAAGGCAAACUAGUUCAGGCUCAACGUUGGCUAGCUGAUCCUCGUGGUCCAUUACGUCAUGUUGGCUUAGAAGCAUGUCGUUCAUUAGCUCAAGGUGCAAGAAGUAUUAUAAUGUCAUCUGAUAGUAAUGAUGUUUCUGCCAAUAGCAAUAAAAUAAGUGCUAACAGUAGUCCGUCUGAAGACAAGGGAACCAAUGAUGCUUGUUUAGAAUCAUGUGAACAUGUCGAGAGAGUUUCUGACAAACUUUUUGCAAUAUCUUCUCAACCAUUAACGGCAGAAAAUGAAAUCAGUCAACAAGAUUUAGCAAUGGCUAUCAGUCGUAGUUUAGCGUAUAUAUGGCAAACAUUAGAGAAAUUAUUAACAAGACAAAUUGCUGAAGUCUACACAGAUCUUGUUGGACCAUUACGUCAAUUAGUAGAAUCUGCAUCUCCAUCAUCUGGUAAUUUACCAGAUCAAAAUGAUUACAAUGUGAAAAUGAAAGAAUUUCUAACGCAAUCUACAAAAUUAUCCGAUGUAUGGCGUUCUGAUGCAUUACGUUGUUUAACUAGUCAACUUAAUGAAUUAGGUGCACAAGUUGUAUUAGCUGGUCGUGCAGUUAUCCUAUCAGCUGAUCCAAAUUUACAAUUACAACCUGGUGGAGCUAGUUUGAAACAAGCCACGUCAGACCAUUUUCUUAUGAUGCGUCAACAUUGGACAGAUACUGCUGAACGUAUGAGAGCAUUAGUUGAUGAAGCUGUUGAUGCUAAUGCAUUCAUAGCUGCUCAAGAGAUUGGAAUGUUACGUGAUUCGGCCAGAACAGAAAAUAGUAUUGCUGCAAUAUCAACAACUGGUGUAGUUGAAUCUACAACACGUAUUGCACGACGAGCAAAUCGUGUACUUCAAUUAAUCACACGAGAAGCAGAUAAUAGCGAAGAUCCAUUGUAUGUUGACCGAAUGAACGAUGCUGUGAAAGCUUUACGAUCAACUAUCACACCAAUGGUGAAUGAUGCUAAAGGUUUAGUAACAAAUAUUGAAGAUCCACGUAUGCAUGAUCAAUGGCGUUUAUCAAAUCGUAAUUUAUUAACUGCUGUUAAUUCAGUAAAGCAAGCUGUUAGUCCAUCAUUUAAUAAUCCUAUUAAUUAUUAUCAUGAACAUUAUCGUCCAAUAUCUUAUAGUAGUAAUAGCUGUAAUAAUAUACAUAACAAUAAUAAUAAUAACAAUAGUGUCUCAUCAUCUAAAUCAUCACAAGCUUCUAUUAAAGAGACAACAUCUUCAAUUCCUCUUCGAGAAAUGCAAGAAAUAUCAAUUACAGUUUUAUAGGCAUUCAGUAAACCAGAGAGAAAUGCUACGCAGUAUACCCGGUCGUUCAUUUUCAAAUGAGAUAUCUCAUCAACGCAAACGCAACAAGUGAUUUAUAAAUUGUCUUAUAUUUCAAGUAUCAGUUCAUUACGUUCCUUUUAUAAUGAAAUUAUUUGAUAGUUAACUAUUCAUAUCGUAUUCAUGGUGUAUGAUAUCGAUGUGACAUACAUUUCAUACUAAAUCUCGGUGUCUAUUGUACUUUAUUUUAAAGUGAAUAGUAUCUAUAUUUUUCUCCAUCCAUUUUCAUUUCAUUUCUUUGCUACUCUCUAGAUGUUUCUCAUAUACCAUAUUC